This is a messenger RNA of Dicentrarchus labrax (European seabass), 6522 nucleotides long. It is a transcript of the gene cc2d1a, whose product is annotated as coiled-coil and C2 domain containing 1A. The transcript has 28 exons. Bases 183 to 3179 code for a protein of 998 amino acids. The record is from RefSeq and is a predicted model, not a curated record. Gene Ontology annotation, cellular component: nucleus. Gene Ontology annotation, biological process: regulation of transcription by RNA polymerase II. Gene Ontology annotation, molecular function: DNA-binding transcription repressor activity, RNA polymerase II-specific; RNA polymerase II cis-regulatory region sequence-specific DNA binding. Lineage: Eukaryota; Metazoa; Chordata; Actinopteri; Moronidae.
CGCUAUGUAGGAAGUAAAUUCCGCCGUUCUUGUUGCUUAAAAACACCUGAGUGCUUCUACAUGAUCCGUCUUCUCUCUCUUGUCACUGAGCAGUGUUCGCCUCACCGACCCGAAUAUCUCUAACACGUAACGUUAACAACCCCGGGUCCGUGAAACUGACGAGGUAACGUUGGUAACGGUCCAUGAGUCGCAGUCGAAACCCCCCUCCCCGGGGUCAAGGGGCAGCGCGAGCCAAACAGAUGGGGCUGCUCCUUGACCUGUCCCCGGACGGAGGGAUGAAUGAUGAGGGCAAUGAUGAAGAGCUGGAGGCAGAGCUGAUGAAUCUGGUGGGUGGAGGAGGUGGAGGAGGUGGAGGUGGGAGAUCGCAAGGGAAGAAAGCUCCUGUUCCCAUGGCUGAUAUAGAGCGAAUGGCAGCUCUUUGUAUGAAAGAUCUGGAUGAUGAGGAAAUUGGGGAUGACGAUUUGGAUGAUGAUGAUCUGCUGGCCGAACUGAAUGAGGUUUUAGAGGAUGAUGAGGAACAAACUCCUGCUCCCACACCUCCUGCUGUCACUCCGACUGCUCCCAAAGUGAGCGUCACAUCCCACUCUACUCCUCCUGCUGCUCCCAGUGGUGCAACUGGGAUGGAGUCCAGCCUUUUGGAGCGCAUUGAAAUGUAUAAGACUGCCAUUUCUAAUGCUAAGGCUGCGGGCGAGACUAGCAAAGUUCGAAGAUAUGACCGUGGGUUGAAGACACUGCAGUCCAUGUUGACAUCUGUCAGGAAAGGAAAGCCUGUCAAUGAGGAGGAGAUCCCGCCUCCUGUCGCCCUCGGUGGAAAAUCCAACGUCCCAGCCGAGUCUGAACCGAUCAAGGAACGAGAACUGCCCCAGCCCACACUGUUGCCCUCUCCCUCCACAAAUCAGAAACCUCUAAGAGAGGCUGCGCCGACAGCUCCUAAUACGAAGCCGGUUCAUCUGACCCCGCCUCAAAAGACCACUGCUGCCAUCACCCCAGGAACACCUGCCAUCUCUCCUCUCACCCCCAGUCAGCCUGAUGCACAGCACUCGGAGGUGAAACAGGCCGUACUGACCAGACAGAAGGAGUAUAAGAUGGCCGCCAUACACGCCAAACAGAGCGGCAACAUUGACCAGGCCAAACAGCACUAUCUCACCGCCAAGAAGCUGGACAUGCUGCUACAAGAAAUGGACAGCGGCAAACCAGUAGACCUGAGCUCACUACCUCCUACUCCUGGAGAUGUAGUAGCAGAACACUGUGCACCUCCUCCUCCUCAGUCUUCCUCUAAAUCUACUGCUCCUGCUGCCCCUGCUGCUCCUGCACCCGCCCAGGUGGCCACUGCCGACCUACCUGCUCCCAGCAGUUUGGCUGAAGCCCUGCAGCAGAGGAUGGACAUAUACAAGUCAGCAGCAGAGGGAGCCAAGAGCAAAGGAGAGGAUCGUAAGGCUCGCAUGCACCAGCGCAUUGUCAAGCAAUACCAAGAUGCCAUCAGAGCUCACAAAGCUGGACGACCUGUCAGCUUGUCAGACCUACCUGUGCCACCAGGCUGCCCACCACUUCAGGGCUCAGAGGGGGGUCAGCAGAGCUUCCUGGGUGUCCUGGAAACGGCUAUGAAAAUAGCUAAUCAGGAUGGAGAUGGAGAAGAUGAAGAAGAGGAUGAACAAAGAGAGGCUGCCAAGCCUGCAGUGCGUCCACCGGCCCAGAAAGCAAAGUCUCCAGCUCCUCAGGCCCCUGGAGGCUCCUCAACUCUAAAACUGGGUACUAAAGCUCAGCAGCAAGUGGAUUUCCUGUUGCUAAGGCGACAGGCUUUUUUGCGUGCAGCACUGCGCUCCAAACAGAUGAAGGACAUGAACGGAGCAGGGCAGCACCUCAGACACGCCAAGGGUCUGGACCCCAUGAUCACUGCUGCCAAGUCUGGUCUUCCUGUUGAUAUCACCAAGAUUCCCAGUGCUCCAGUCAGUGAGGAGGACUACACCCUGGCUCGCUCCCGUACCUCCCCUCUCUCUCCUCGCUCCAGUGAACAGUACCAUGGCCUUAUGGAUCUUUUGCGGAAGCAGCAUGAGAAAUGUCUGGGCUACACUCAGCAGUUCAUACUUAUGGGCAAUGUGGCUGAGACUCUGAAGUUUGAGAGGCUAGCUGAGGAAUGUAUGAAGAACAUAGAAAUACUGAAGAAUUCCUACGCCAAGGGCCAGCCAGUGCCCAAGUGCCGCACGGAGGAGAGGACCUUCAACACUGUCAAGAUCCACUCCAGCCUGACAGCUAGUGAGCUGAUGCUGUACAUCAUCAGAGGCAUCAACCUACCGGCUCCAUCAGGUGUCUCACCUAACGAUCUGGAUGCCAGUGUGAAGUUUGAGUUUCCUUUUCCAAGUGCGGAGGAGGCUCAGAGGGACAAAACCAGCACAGUAAAGAGCACCAGCAGUCCAGAGUUUAAAGAGCAGUUCAAACUCCAAAUCAACCGCACACAUAGAGCGUUCAAACGAGUCGUCCAGUCCAAAGGAGUCAAGUUUGAAAUCAUCCACAAGGGAGGCCUGUUUAAGACAGACAAAGUAGUGGGCACUGCUCAGCUGAAGCUAGAGGCUCUAGAAAACCACAGUGACAUCAGAGAAAUCAUAGAGGUGAUGGAUGGACGUAAAGCUACAGGUGGCAAGUUGGAAGUGAGGGUGAAGAUCAGAGAGCCGUUAUCAGGAGUGGAUCUCCAGCCGGUGACAGAAAAGUGGUUGGUUCUCGAUCCUGUGUCCUCCCUUUCUCCUCCAGAAAGACAAAAAGAACGGGCUCCAUCUCCUCGGUCUAAACCAAGACAUGAAGCACCCAGCAGGAGCAGUCAUUCCAGCAACUCCCCUCCACAGUACAAACUCCACAGCUUCAGCCUCCUCAACUAUGAUAAGGACCGGCUGGAGAGAAAGAUGGCAGAGUACCGAAAGACGCGACGGGACCCCCCAUCUGACCUCAUCCAUCAACACAAAGAGGUCACACACAGACUGCAGUGGCAGAAAGCACAGCUAGAGCGAGCCUCACCUGCUCUGCUGACAGAGUAUGAAAAUGUGCUGGGGAGAUUAGUCCAAGGACUUUCUGACACUGUGAAGAAAUACUCCAGCCAAGGCAACAGGGACGUUGCCAAGGAUGCACUGGGCAGGUUGAAGAUGGUGGAGAGUGAGCUGGAAUCGCUGAAAAGGAAACGCACUGGAUGAAAGGAGAGUAAAGGAGUGAAGACUUGGCUGAAAUACUGUUAUACUCUCUCUCUCUCUCUCUCUGUUUCUGUCUCUGUCUCUCUCUCAUAUAUACAAACACUACAGUGGGUACUUUAAGGCCAUGACAGCUGCAUGAACCAACCUGCCUGAUGAGUCUGUCAAUUGAUCAUAUGACUUGUGUCGCCUCCCACAGUAUCUAAGAUUAAAUCUGCAAAGGGACACAGACAUUAAAACAAAGUUAAAUAGCUGAAGGAGAUGCAGGUUUAUUUGCACUUAAUGAGACAAACACUACAGAUGCUUUUAAAGUACAGCUUUACAGACUUUACCUGUAUUCUAAUUGUUUUGUUUUUUUUAUUCCCAGCUUUCCUUUGAGAAUUGUGUGUGACGAGAUCCGUCAAGUUUUACAUUUGACACCAGCUCUUUCGUUGGCCAUAGAUGACCAAAAAAAUGUGUGUGCGCGUGCUCUGAAGUGUGUUUAACCAGUGGACUGAGGUGUUUUUAACCCCUUUUCCCAUAUUUUAUGUGUGUAAUGAGCUUAAUCUAAUCUGUCUGCUCCAGUGUUCCCAGAUUACAGUAAUCUGCUCCGUUUGGAGUGGUGUGAUAUGGGAAUAAAAAAAAGGGGCUUCGGGGCGCUGCAGUCGACAUCCCAUAAUGAGGGAUUAGUGUUUGUGUCACCAAGGAGACGACUAGAUCAGACGUAGAGUUGCCUUUGGGGCUGGGGAGAGGGGGUGUUAACAGCGUGCCCUGAAUGUGGCAGAAGCUUAGUUCUGCAAAAGGGUUGCUUCAUCUUCUUCUUCUUCAUCAGCUGUUUCUUCUUUGUUGCCUGUUCGUCUUCACUUUCUUUACAGUAAUUCCUUCGCAUACAUUCAUAGAUUAUGCAGAAUCACGAGUAAUGGGCUGCUCCACUUGGAUUUUCUUCAAACUCAGACAAUGUUAAGUCUAUUGUGCUGUCGAUUAGAAAAUAAUUAACAGCUGCUGCAUCAGUGUGCUGCUACUUUGCACAGAUUUUGGCAUAUUCAGUUUACAAAACUAGAUUCUGUCCCACUGAGUUCUCCAGUGGCAGCACAGUGGAGUCUGCCCCACAGGAAGACAACCCAAUAUGUGUCAGUAAGGCUGGGUAAUUGUUCAUUUCUAUUUCUGUUCCCCCAUAGACAUCCCUGUCAAAGGCAUCCUUGUCAUUCCUCUCAACUUCACACUUGUUUUGACUGUAAAGUCAAGGGGACAAAAUUCAGACAAACCUGACACAUUUUUUUUAUAAAAUGUGGGACGAGUCCUGGCACCUUGAAAUUAAAACUUUUGCCACAACACCAGAUGAACAAAAACAGUAACGUGACACGUGUCACAUUACUGCCAUGUAUUCUCUGCUCUGUUCAGUGCCGUGGACACUGGCUCUGUUUCCUCUGUGUCCGACAACCUGCUAACCUGAUAGCAGCUGCUGUUGAUCCACAUUGAUUGCAUGUGGUCAGUAUGUAGCAGACUACUUUAAAUGAGUCUUACUGUAUGUUUUUAUUCGACUCUUUAAUGUGGAUGAUGUCUGGUAACACCACUAAUAGUUUUUUGGUCAUGUGACACAGCAGAGGAUCAUGUGUUUGCUCUAAUCCACCCACUGCCUCACCCCAUUAGCAAAUAAUCCUGGUUAAAGUUGACCUGAUGUGGCUCUCCAUAGUCUGUGUUGAUUUUUAUGUAACACCCCUUCCCCCACUUUUUUUUUUAUCUAUAAGGAGCAUAUCUUCUGACUCUUUUGGUGCUUUUGAUCAGCACUUAAAGGACUGUACCAGAUUGCCCCCUAACCCUAACCCCCAAACCAACUAGCUCCUUAACUACAAGUCAUGUAAACAUAAUAUUUCUUGCUGCAGUUUUUCAACGCAUGCAGCACAGUUUCAGAUUAGACGUAUCUUCCCUACUGGCCAAGGCAGCCAUUAGUUCCCAAUUAUUUCUGUGAAGUACGAAAAUCAUUUAGCAGACUUUUGAAGCCAAACAUUUGGCCCACAGAGUUGUGUAAUCCAUCACAGCAAACAUCAAGUCUGCAUUAAUGUUCUUAUAUCUUGCAUUAUGCAGUUGUGCAGUUUAAAUACAGAUUUAUUUGUUAUUAGCUCUGCAUUUAUGCUAGAUUACUUUAAAGAGUCAACUAAUUAUUUUUUUUUUUUUUACUUUUCAUUAUGGAAAAUGAAUGGAAACUGUUCAGAAAUUGGACUAUAGUUAACAUUUAGGUUCAUUAUUGGUUACUCUGCUGAUUACUCCAUUUAUACAUUUAUAUAUUAUUAGAUUAUGUUAUAAAAUACCAGAACAUCUUCUUAAAACCCAAAUCAACAGCUUCAGAUUUCUAACAUUUCAAAUAAUAAAUACAUGCACAUUUCAAAACCCAGAGAUAUUCAGAUUACUGUCAUACAAAACAAAGAAAAGCAACAGAUCAUCAUGGAUUAGAAGCUGGAUAUAGGCAGUGUUUGGUGUUUUGACUUGAAAAAUAACAAACAAAUAUUAAAUGGAUUAAUGAUCUAAUUGUUGCAGAUGUAGAAAAUAUACUUUAGCAACAUGUUUUUCAGAAGGUCUAGCUGUGAUGUAAACUGGUUUGUAGUAAAUGGGCUAAAACAUGCAGCACUCACACGCACACAAACUGCAACUGCACAAAACCCCUUUCUUCUUCUUUCACCACAGAACCUUUAACCCCAUGUCAUCUCAAACACACACACUCACUCCUGCCGCAUCACCCCACUACUCGAGUCACCUCGUGGCCUCUGAGGCUGUCCUGUUGUCGUGACAACGAGCUCAUCAGCAUUCAGUGUGGUAGUUGGAUGGUCAGGACCCGGGUAGAGGAACAUAUUGUUAAAGUUUGUCCCACUGAUGACUCACACUCCUUUCUCACAUUUAUAAAACACCACACAAACACACUCACACUCCUUUCUCACAUUUAUAAGACACCACCCUCACACACACACACACUCCUUCUCACUCUUUCUUUUGUUUUGUUUUGCUUUUAUUUUUAUCGUACUCUAAUCUUGCUACACUCCAUUUAAAAAAAAGAGGAAGUUUGGUGGAUUGUUUGUCAUUAUUAUUAUUAGUACUUGUGUCCUGAUCAGCUGCGGUACAUGUAUUCAUCUUGGCUUGGGAAAAUACUAUUGUUGAACCUAUUGCAUUUUUUUAAUCUGUUAAGUCAUGUAAGGGCAAUCAAAAUAAAUGUAAUGUUUAUAUACAGCAUAAUAUGCACUGUCUCUAUUUUUAAGUGUAAGUCAUGAUUUGUGCAGCUCAAAAGGGGAAUGUAUGAAAGCCUGAUUGUUUAGGCUUUAUUAUCUUGUGUUUAUUAUCAUGAGGUUGGUGAUAAUAUGAAUAAAGUGGUGAAACAGCA